Molecule: messenger RNA, 3654 nt
Organism: Bacillus rossius redtenbacheri
Lineage: Eukaryota; Metazoa; Arthropoda; Insecta; Phasmatodea; Bacillidae
Product: sphingosine 1-phosphate receptor 2-like
Exons: 3
Coding region: 1-771 (256 amino acids)
Biological process (GO): adenylate cyclase-activating adrenergic receptor signaling pathway
Cellular component (GO): plasma membrane
Molecular function (GO): G protein-coupled receptor activity
Source: RefSeq, a predicted model, not a curated record
AUGUCAGCUGCGCGGAUGUGCCUGCUGGGAGAGGGGGCAGGGGCGGCGAGCGACCCGGCGCUGGCGCUGCUGCUGGCGGCGGACGCGGUCGUGCUGGGGCUGGUGGUGGUCGUCAACUGCACCGUGGCGGCGGCGCUGCUGCGGCGGCGGCGCGCGCUGCUUUCGGCCCGCCCCGCGACCCGCUUCGCGCUCAGCAUGUGCGCGGCCGACCUGGCCGUGGCCGCCGCCUGCUGCUACUACCGCUCCUUCACCACGUCGUGGCUGGUGGUGGCCGGCGUGUGGCUCCUCGCCGCGGCCCUGGCCGCCGUGCUGCUCGUGUGGAACCACUGGGCGCCCCAGCAGCCUUGCGAAGAGCAGUUCGUGGUGCCGCCGUGGUACCUGGCCGCCGUCACCCCCGCCUUCCACUGCCUCGUGCUGCUCGUCGUGGCCGCCACGCACUACAGGAUCCACCGCCUGGCGCGCCGCAAGAGCGAGGCCCGCCGCCCGCCGUCGGCGCGGGUGCUCGUGCUGCUCACGUCGUGCUACGUCGCCUGCUGGCUGCCCUGCCUCCUCGUGCUGGUGGCCAGGCAGUUCCUGCGCCGGCGCAGCGAGGUCGUCGAGCGGGUCUUCCACGCCUCGCUCUCCUUCGCCACGCUCAACAACGUCUUCAACUCCUUCAUCUUCUCCUGGAAGAACACGGUGGUGCGCGCGGCCGUCGUGGACUUGUUCCGGCGCGGCCGCGAUCUCGGAGAGGUCGCGACACCCGUCAGAUGGACAGAGACGAUCAUCUGAUCACUCCCUCCCUCUUCUUCGACACCUUCAACGGUGUCUUCAAAUAUUCCAUAUUCCCGUGGAAGAACACCGUGGUGCGCGCGGCCGUCGUGGACUUGUUCCGGCGUGGCCGUGAUCUCGGAGAGGUCACGACACCCGUCAGAUGGACAGAGACGAUCAUCUGAUCACUCCCUCCCUCUUCUUCGACGCCUUCAACGGUGUCUUCAAAUAUUCCAUAUUCCCGUGGAAGAACACGGUGGUGCGCGCGGCCGUCGUGGACUUGUUCCGGCGUGGCCGUGAUCCCGGAGAGGUCGCGACACCCGUCAGAUGGACAGAGACGAUCAUCUGAUCACUCCCUCCCUCUUCUUCGACGCCUUCAACGGUGUCUUCAACUAUUCCAUAUUCCCGUGGAAGAACACGGUGGUGCGCGCGGCCGUCGUGGACUUGUUCCGGCGUGGCCGUGAUCCCGGAGAGGUCGCGACACCCGUCAGAUGGACAGAGACGAUCAUCUGAUCACUCCCUCCCUCUUCUUCGACGCCUUCAACGGUGUCUUCAACUAUUCCAUAUUCCCGUGGAAGAACACGGUGGUGGGACUGGCCAUACUGGACCUGUUCAGGUGUAGUCGUGAUCUCGGAGACGUUGCAAGACGUUCAAGAACACCCUUAAGAUGUCCAGACAUGGUCAUUUAAUCACUCCCUAACCAUUCAUCGCCACCUUCAUCACUGCAUUCAAGAAUAUUAUAGAUUAUCUUUGAAGAACACAUUGGUACACACUCCUCUGGACAGCUCGGACAUUUUCAGACAAAAUAACGACCUCAAAAUUUUCGUGCAGAUCUCUCACUAUUUUUGAAAGGACAGAAACGAUCAUUUGGUAACCUCCUCCCUCUUUGCAACCUUCGACGUCUUUAUCUGCUUCAUAUUCUCAAUGGAAGAACACGGUGGUACGCGAGGCAGUUCUGGACCUUUCCCACCGUGAUCUAGGAGAUACAGCAGAUGUUACGAUACCUAUAAGUUUCAAAUAGGUAUACCAUAUUUGAUCACUACUCACUUAUUAAAAUUCUUUUAACUCCCUCUUCAAAUACUUUUUUUUCCUUCUCCUGGGAGAACACUUGUGCAUGUGCUCGUAAUGAACAUAUCUAAGUGCAGUUUUAAUUAUGUUCUUUACAAUGUCGCUAUAACUUUCGCGGAGCCCGUAAGAUUGACAGAAAAGAUAAUAUGACCACUUAUUUUUUUCCCACCACCACCCUCAACUAUGAUUUCAACUUCUCCGUACCCUCCUUAAAGAGCAUCGUGGUAACAUUUACUGUCUUUGACGUUUUAAAAUGCAAUAGAUGAUUUUUGAGGUAUUGCGACAUGUUUAGCUAGGUUCGUAGAAUGGAAAAAUUCUAUAUCUUCAUCUCCUUACUCAUAUUUAGUGCAUUCACCUCAUACUUAGGUGGCAGGAUGGUUUUAAGAUGAUAUCUUUUCUGCGUGAGCUUGAAACAUCCAAGAGUACGUGCAAGAACUUAAAACACAGCUAACACUUAAGGUUCAGUGUGACACACUAUUUUUUUGUAAUUAUUAUUACUUUAGGCCUUUUCCUAUUAAUUGAAACGAAAUUUAAAUAAUCAAAAUGACGUGUGGGACCAAGCCUUAAGUCUAGUGGUCAUGGACUCGAAAACAUUUGGUAGUUAAAUAAAAUAAAAGGCAGCAUCAGAUAAAAAUUGUUCAUGGAAAAUGGCAAGGUAGGUAACUUUAUAUAUACAGAAUGUCCAUAAGAAAAUGUCCCAGUUUCAAUGGUAUAUAAUAACAGUUUAAUUUAGACUAUUUACAACAAAUCAUACAUAAAAUUGAAGGUAAACUAACCUAGCUUUUCUCACAAAUGUUCACUAUGUGCACCUUUAGUUGUACGUCACACAUUCAACCUAAAAUCCAAUUCUUCCCACACUCUGGGUAACACGUCCGGAGAAAUGGAAGUAACAGCCUCUUUAAUUCAGUGUCUAAACUCUGGCAAAUCAUUAGGUAGUGGCAGCCUUCUUUAAUAAAGCCCCCAAGGAAAAGAUCGCAUGGCAUGACCAACCCAACGGUCAGGGGCUUGGACUUUCAACCACUCUCGUACAAAGAGAUUCAAAUGGGGAGGGGCUCCAUCCUGUUGCCAAAUAAAGUUUACGAGUUCACCCUCUACUAAUUGGGGAAAAAGGCAUUCUUUCGCGUUCCAAGCGAGAAAACAACAAAGCAGUAUUCGCACAUGCGCUUGAACCAACACCCUACAACGCUUACAAUGGAUUCUGUUAAAUUUUAUAACUGGGACAUUAUUUUAUGGACAAACUUUAUAUCGGCCUUGAUAACACUUCUUCAUCCAUAAAUGGAGAAUAUUUGCCGGAAACUCCGGGGUAAACGAUUAUGAUUCCGAAGAAACCUCCAUUAAAGUCUUGGAAAUCAAACAUGUCUGAUAGACUGUUUGAUGUUCUUUAAAUACAUAAAAAUUAUGCUUUAUCAUGUUUUGAAGACCAUUUUAUUUGUAAUUUAUUGCACUAUAAAGUGCAAUGAAAAAAUGUUAGUACAGUAGAAUCGUAAAUAUAUGUAUUUUCAUAAUUAUGAGUUUACAUCUUUCUGUAAGUUUUAAGUGACUAAUAUAGCAGCUGAACAUGUAAAAUAUUUAAAUGAAAAAUGUCUAAGUGUUUAAAAGUGCUUGGUUUAAACUUAAAUGCGUUAGAUAAUUAAAUUUGUUAGCUCAAAAAUAAAAUGAAUCCAUUAUACUCAGCUUAUAGGAAAAUGCACCAUAAAAUGGUUAAGACCGGCAGGAAUUCGUGGUACUGGGUUGGAUACAUAUUAAAAAAAACAAAAAAAAAACAAUUUUGUAAACAUAAAAAAAAUUAAAAUAUGUACGUUUAUAUAUAUUCUAUAGAAUAUCAUCAGUAUUAGU